AAAUGCCAAACGCUUCCUCUGUGCUCCUGGAGCCCACUCCCAACGCUUCGUACCCCCCUCCAUCCGAUGACCGUGAUGAUGCUUUGGCUCAGGCUGAAAUUGCCAUUUUGGCUUCCAUCUUCCUGCUGGCCACUCUGAGCAAUGCCCUGGUGCUUGGAGCUCUCUUCCGCCAGGGUCGGCGGGCCAGCCCAAUGCAUCGAUUCAUCCAACACCUCUGCCUGGCCGAUAUGACGGUGGCCCUCUUCCAAGUCCUCCCUCAGCUCAUUUGGGACAUCACCGAUCGCUUCCAAGGCCCAGACAUCUUAUGCCGUGCCGUCACUUAUUUGCAGGUGGUCGGAAUGUUCGCCUCGUCCUACGUUAUCGUGGCCAUGACCUAUGACCGCUACCGUGCCAUUUGCCGGCCAUUGCUGGCUUUUCGGAGGGGAACAACCUCACGGCAUCGACCUGUGCUAUUGGCCUGGGCAGCAUCCUUCCUUCUGAGCCUCCCACAGCUUUUCAUCUUCUCCAAAACGGAACUGCCUAGUGGAGCCUAUGAGUGCUGGGCAGCCUUUGCGGAACCCUGGGGAGCCCGGGCCUACAUCACCUGGGUGUUUCUGAUGGUCUUCCUCCUUCCCACCUUCUUCAUUGCCACCUGCCAAGGCAUGAUCUUCUGCGAGGUCUAUCACAGCCUGCGUUUGGGGCCAGAAGCAGCCCUGGCUUGUAAGGGGAGCCAACAAGGGUCCUCUCCUAUAUCUGGCGCUGUAGCGAAGACUCUUAAGAUGACACUGGUUAUCGUGCUCACCUAUGUUUUCUGCUGGGCCCCCUUCUUCCUCGUACAACUGUGGGCUGUUUGGGAUCCUCAACCACCCACUGAAGGU
Molecule: messenger RNA, 857 nt
Organism: Thamnophis sirtalis
Lineage: Eukaryota; Metazoa; Chordata; Lepidosauria; Squamata; Natricidae
Source: RefSeq, a predicted model, not a curated record